AAUAUGUACAAGGAAGAUUUCGGGAACAUGACUGAAGAGAAUAGGAACAGCAGUGACUCCUCCUCUGCCUUCACUCACACCAACACCAUGAGUGCCAUACUGAUUACUUCCUACUCGGUUGCCUUUGCUGGAGGUGGGAUUGGGUCCAUCACAAUGUUGUCUGUGCUGGUCAAGAUGAACACUCUGUCCGUGACCACUACAGCCAUCGUUAACCUGGUCGUUGUGCACAGCCUCCUCCUCUUCACUGUGCCCUUCCGCCUGCACUACUAUGUCAACAAGAAGUGGGUAUUCAAGAUGCCGUUUUGCAAAAUGGUGAGUGCAAUGGUGCACAUCCACAUGUACCUGACCUUCCUAUUCUACGUGAUCACGCUGGUGAUCCGGUGGCUCAUCUUCUUUCAAUGGAAGGACAAGGUGGAGUUUUACAGGAAGCUGCACGCCAUUGCAGCAAGCGCUGCUGUGUGGGUCCUUGUCAUGGUCUUUGUGGUGCCAGCCUUGUGCUUGGAGUAUGGACGCUCAGGCUCAUACAAUGAUACAGUAUGCUUUAAGUUCCACAAAGAACUACAGCAGGAGAGUGUGAAAGCCCUGAACUACACCAUAAUUGUAGCUGUCACCUGCAUUACUUGUGUCCUCUUGGGCCUGCAGAUUUUCAUCCUGGUAAAAGUGGCAAGAAAACUUUCCACCUCCCUCUGGUCACACCAAGAGUUCUGGGCCCAGGUGAAAAACUUGAUUUUCAUCUGCGUCAUCAUAAUUUGCUUCCUUCCCUAUCAUCUCUUUAGGGCCUACUACAUACAGCAUGUGAGUGAUUUUGAGCAGUUAGAAAGCUACAAUGAAGUUUUUUUGAGUAUGACUGCCCUCAGCUGUCUGGACCUGCUGUCGUUCGUGCUGAGUGGAAGCCGCCUCUUCAAGCAAAAAGUGGGUAUGCUCCGCAGCAGGUUGCCUUGCUGCUAG
Messenger RNA from Haliaeetus leucocephalus (bald eagle), 948 nucleotides. Its product is annotated as probable G-protein coupled receptor 141. Gene Ontology annotation, cellular component: membrane. NCBI's taxonomy places the organism in Eukaryota, Metazoa, Chordata, Aves, Accipitriformes, Accipitridae. The transcript has a single exon. Bases 4 to 948 code for a protein of 314 amino acids. Gene Ontology annotation, biological process: G protein-coupled receptor signaling pathway. The record is from RefSeq and is a predicted model, not a curated record. Gene Ontology annotation, molecular function: G protein-coupled receptor activity; oxysterol binding.